AUGCAGUCGUGGCUUAUCCUUGCUAUUGUCGCCAUCAUCGCCUUCGCCACCGUUGAGUGCCAAUGGGGAGGAUACGGUAUGCGCGGAUACGGCGGUAUGGGCGGAUACGGACGGGGAUACGAUACCUUCCAGUUGAUGCAGCGGAUACUCCUCGCCAGCCUUUUGGUCAUCAUCGGCCUCGUCUUCGUCACCGAGGCUCAAUUCUGGGGUGGUGGACCAAUGUACGGCCCGUACUACCGCCCUCCAUGGGCCCGCCCGCCGUGGGCUCGCCCGAUGUGGGGACGCCCCUAUGGAAUGUACGGACCCUACGGAGGUGGAUGGGGAAAA
This is a messenger RNA of Mesorhabditis spiculigera, 327 nucleotides long. NCBI's taxonomy places the organism in Eukaryota, Metazoa, Nematoda, Chromadorea, Rhabditida, Rhabditidae. The record is from the annotation of a GenBank genome assembly.